Molecule: messenger RNA, 2036 nt
Organism: Maylandia zebra (zebra mbuna)
Lineage: Eukaryota; Metazoa; Chordata; Actinopteri; Cichliformes; Cichlidae
Source: RefSeq, a predicted model, not a curated record
UGAGAGCAGUCGUAUCAGACAGAGAACACGUUUUCUUCAAGACGGCUGGAAUAUGGUAGAUAUUCUAACUGUAGCCGUGGCGCUGCUAUCUGUGGCCCUGUCGAUCUCUUUAUGCCUCAAUGUGAUCUUUUGCAUCAAGCGAAGAACUAUUUUGUGCAGAGAAAAAAAUGGAUCCUGCUGCCCCCACACUUCUGAAGAAGAAACCCUGUCACACAAUGAAGGGCAUUAUUUUCAUGACCUUAAUCAUCAAGAGCAGAGGGAAAAUCCCCACAAUCAUCAUGAGCAACAGGAAAAUCCAAUCUAUGGCAACAUCAGCACAGAGAGAAGAAGUUCUGCAGAGGGUUGCUAUGAGAUGAUGACCAUGCAACGCACAAGAGAAAGUAAGAAGCCUUUCCAGAAUGACCUGAAUUAUGCCUCACUGGACCUGAAGACUGCAAAGAAACGAAAGAAGAAGCAUCGCCAUCAGCAUAGCCAGUCACAGGGACGAAAUCAUUUCCCCGAACAGCUGUCAGUCCACCACACAUCUCCUCCGAAUACAUUCUUGGAGGUGGAUGCAGACAUGGAUGCUCAUCUUCCGUCCAGAGACACCAGCACCAUGGUUUCACACAGCAGCAUCUACCUCAACAGUCAACAAAUAGCUCAACAGACAGAGGAAAUGGAAAGAGAAAAGAAUCUGACGCUGGAGAGGAAUGUUGGUUGGAAUAGUAUGCGAAGGCGCGAGGAUGGAGGAAAUCAAGAGAGUGAAGAAAUGAAAGAUGAACAAGAGUGUAACAAUGGGAGUUUAUGUGAACAGCUUUCAGAAGUAGAAACCUUUCAGAGCUGCACAGAUCCUUUCAUUGGUAGCUUUAGCCAGGAUGGUCACCAGUACGGUUAAACAAACAUAUCAAGUUUUACUGUUUCGAACUGUUUUGAACUGAAAUCUAUAUCACCUGAAAAAGACUUUUUGGUUUUUAUUUUAUUUUAUGUGCAAAAAACAAACUACUGUCUAUUACUACAGCUGUAAAAUGAAACUACGUCACCUAAAAUAUUCAAACUGCUUGCAGGGUUGAGCAAUUUCCUCUCCGAGAUAGACAAGAUGAGGUCUCCUCAUUGAGCAACAGAGGAAGAAAAGUGUACCUUUCAUGCAGAGGGUGUAAUAAAUGUAAAUAAAGCUAAAAGGAAACUCUUUGCGUGACAUUUAGAUGUCAAGGCCCGUGUGGAAAUUUUUCAGUUUAUUGCAAAAGAUGAGGAAAACACCAAAUCAUCACAGGCCAUGGAAGAACUCUCACUGUUUUGAUGUCUCAUCAUCAUAUAUUACCAGAUGUCUCAUAGAAAGGUGUGAAGAAAUUAUUUCUUACAUUUGUUUUCCACGAUGUGGGCGCUGGCUAUGUGCUGAGAGGGAAUGUUUCACUGAAAAACUCGACAUGCUCAGCAUAUGUGAAACCGCCUCUCGGUAAUGCUAAGGGUGAAGAUAACAUUAACGUGACGAUAACGUUUAAAAAACAGAGAAGUAAAAACAAAAAAGGGGGGGAAGCUUUAAGUGGGACAUAAGUGAUGACAUUUUGUUUUCCCUGUGGGCACCUUACUUUGUUGUAAAUGUCAUGUAGGAUUUCACACGUCAUGGUUAUGACAAUGGUUGUUACUUUAGUAAUCUAUUGCACAUAUGAGCUAAUUUGCCAUCUGCUUAAAUGAUUAUUUCCCUCACUGUAAUCCCUUGGCAGGAUAAUUUACUGCCCGGCUAUCUGCCGAGGGAAUUGAGCUAUGGAGUGAACUCAGCAGUCAGAAGCCUGCAGCCCACUCUUUGUUGACAGUUUUUCAAUAGCUGACCAUGGCCUACUUCCCCUCUAUGGAUUAAAUUUUGCCCUUGGGCAUUUUGGAUGCAACUCUUGCAGACAUAUGGGAAUGUCACAAAAGAAACUUUUCACGGAUAACAGGCACCGUUAGUAACUGUCAUGUAUGAGGACAUAAAGGCAGUCAUUUAUACAGGAUGUUUUCAAAAUUAUAAAGUCACGCUUCUAUAAAGAAUCAGUUGUAAUUAGGAGCAGUUUAUCAUUUAA